Lampris incognitus (smalleye Pacific opah) is the source of this 1893-nucleotide messenger RNA. RefSeq names its product duboraya (gene dub). Lineage: Eukaryota; Metazoa; Chordata; Actinopteri; Lampriformes; Lampridae. The transcript has 7 exons. The record is from RefSeq and is a predicted model, not a curated record. The coding region runs from base 94 to 1203 and encodes 369 amino acids.
GCUGCCACACAGGCGCGCGCGUCUGACAAGUCCGCUCAGACGGAGGAGCUGCGACGCGCCGCGGAGCCCCUUCAACGCGUCCACUUCGGGAGGAUGGAGGAGGAGGCUCCAGCCAGGCGCUCUGUGGCAGAACUGGCAGGAAAGUUCACAAGUAAAUCUCCUCCUCCAAACCCUGUCGGGAAUGAAGAGGUCAAACAGGUCAGACGGCGACCCCCUCGCACCUUACAGCUUCCACCUAAAGAUGAGGGAGAUGAACCAAUGAAAUCCCCUGGCGCCCUAUCGCCUCUUCCAGCCAAAGCGAAGAGGAACUCGGCUCUCAUCGAGAAACUUCAGGCUAACCUCGCAUUGUCUCCUUCAGUCUUGCUUCCCUCUCCUAAGAGCCCCGGGUUGAGACUGCUGCCGCCCAGCUUCACCCUCCCAUCCCCUUCCACCGUCUCUGCCCCUGUAACCACUGAAACCACGGUAACCCCCACAACAACGAUGACCCCCACAACCGUGGUGAACCCAACGGGUCUGGCAAGUGAGGAGGAAGCCCCGGCUUCCUUUGAAACCCCACCCACCACCGCAGAGGGAUUGCUACUGCCAAGCAUCAAUAAGGGCAGAGCCCGCCUCUCCAUCAGGCGGCGCCCUCCAUCUCGCCGGCACAGGAAGUCCAGUAGCGGAGAGGAGGUGGGCGGACCUGCCGGAGAAGAAGACAUGCCCUUAUGCUCCCCCGAUGACCACAGAGAUAAAACGGCAGAAGAAGAGGAUAAAGAUGGACAGGUAUUUGAUAAGGAAGUGCAAAAGGAAGAAAUAGAGACAGACAACUCCAUGAGUCCUGAAGAAGAGGUUGAGACACGGCCAGGUUUAGAUGGCAGUCUGACAAAUCCACACAAGUCCAACAGCACAAAACCAGAACCGGUGCCAAAUAGCCGGCCUGAGCCCCACAGUGAAGAGGUGAAGAAUGAGAGGAUGGGUGAUGGAGAAGCGCUGUCCAACAAAGAGGGAAGUGAGGAGAUGGUGAAAGAGGUGGAGAAUGGAUCCAUGGGAGAAGAGGAGAGACAUGGGUCAUCAUCAGCGAGGGAGAAGCAGGAAAAUCCCUCCGGGGAGAGAGAAGAAAGGGCAGAAGGAGCAUCUGGUUUAGAUGGGGAAAGCAAGGCUGACACAGAUGGAAAGCAAGGAGAUGAGGACAAGGAGAUGAAGUGUCAGACUUCAGAUGGAUGACCGAACUGGACCUGCUGAGUCAGAGUACCUGGAGUCAUCAUGUGACCCCGCUGUGGUGGCGAGGGGGCUGUUUAAAAGCCCCUCCACACAUCCUACAGGCCCCCCAUAGGAAGGAAAAAGGCUGUGGGCUGAACAGUAUCCCAUCUCUAUUGUCUUUCCCUGCUGAGGAAUGUAAAGAACGGACAUUUUCUUCACACUGUACCAGCACACCUUUAUAUUUUUUUUUCAUGAUUUGGCCGAGUUGUUUGUUUUGAUUUUAUGAUCAGUUGAAGAACAUUGACGUUUCAUUCCAAAAAGCUCCAUGCCUCGUUUUUUUUUUUUAAUAUCAAAGGGAGAAACUACCUGAUUUUCCUCACUCAGUGUUUAAGUCUCUGAAACAUUAUGUUGUGUAGGCAGAUGACCCCUGACAGCUGGUAACCCAUUGUGAAAUUGAUUUCAAUGCUACAAAUUGUUUUGGCAGAUCAGGUGUCACAUCUCAAAUGGUUGACACAGUACCUCUAUUAGUAAUGACAUAUUUUCAUUAUUUCAGGCUAAACAUUUGUCAAAUAGUCAGAAAGAUGUAUUGCCUCCUUCUACAUGAAUGCAGUGGAUGCCAGACAUUAUAUAUAUAUAUAGAUAUAUAUAUAGAUAUAUAGAUAUAUAUAGCACAUAAAGUAAGGAAAUUUGUGUUUGGUAGAUUAUUUCUUUGUU